AUGCCCCAACUUCUCUACAACAACACCACCGCCGCAACCACCGCCACGGACACCGCCAUGCCCCCCCACACACCCACCACCGCCGCCACCCUCCGCGCCGGCCUCUCCUCCAUGCUCCAAACCCUCCUCGCCACGCAGCCGCCCCUCUCCGCAUACGCCCCCAACUCCCUCUACUUCCUCGUGAGCCUGACCCCCGACAACUUCCACGAGCGCAUGGGCGUGUCGGCUAAGUACUUCGACCACUUCAAGCACCUCGCCGGCCUCCUGCACGCCGGCAAGGUGUUCGCGGACGUUGACCUGGAGGAGCACCCGCGCGCGUUCGCGCGGGCGCUGGGCAGCGACGACCAUUUCUGGGCCGAGAUGUUCGCGUAUGUGUAUGGGGACAGUGUGGAGGGGGUGCUAGAGAGGGGAGGGCGGGAGGAGGGGAGGGGUGCAGUGGAGGUAGGGUUGCCGGAGUGGGUUGUGUAUGGGACACCUGAAGACGAGAGGCCGGAGUACCGUACGGAUGGAGAAGGCGAAGAGGAGGUCCCCGAGUGGUUUAUGGAUGGAGGAGACGUCGAUGAAGAGGAGUGGCCAGAGUGGGAUGCGGAUGGAGAAGACGAAGAGGAGGUCCCCGAGUGGUUUACGGAUGGGGGAGACAUCGAUGAAGAGGAGAUGCCGGAGUGGGCGACCGAUCAGGACGCGCAGUGGUCUGAGGAGGCUUCCAACGCAGCAUUUCAACAGAGGCUUGACGCGGAUCGACAGAGACUUGACGUGGCGGAUCAACAGCGUCUUGUAGCGAGCGGUUCCGACCAACCUGCUGAGCCGGUAGUCCAAGAGGAGGUCUUUGCUGAUGAGAUACCGCGUUCCGGUGAGUGGGAGGAGGAUUACGACGCGGCGUAUCAGCAGAGACUUCAACCGAGCCGUUUCAGCCCCCCUGCUGAGCCGGCAGUCCAAGAGGAGGCUGUUGUUGAUGAGACGCCGCGUUCCGGCGAGUGGGAGAGUUACACUCGCGACUACGCAUCGUAUAUGGGAGAGACCAAUACCUCUAGCAACCCUGUCGAAACGGCGCCACCGCGUCAGCCGGCGGACGUGGGCUUAGGGUUGACGGCUACGAAGCGAGACAAGCAGAGGGACGCCUUGCGGCAGCUUGUGGAGGUUCUUCAGUCGUCUCGAGGUGGAAAUGCGACGGAGGGGGGAGCUUGCGUCGAAUAUACAGUCGGAGAUUAUGCAGACAGACGGCGUAGGGACGUGGAGCAUAGUUGCGGUCCCGAAUAG
This is a messenger RNA of Mytilinidion resinicola, 1257 nucleotides long. RefSeq lists its product as uncharacterized. The transcript has a single exon. NCBI's taxonomy places the organism in Eukaryota, Fungi, Ascomycota, Dothideomycetes, Mytilinidiales, Mytilinidiaceae. Bases 1 to 1257 code for a protein of 418 amino acids. The record is from RefSeq and is a predicted model, not a curated record.